This is a messenger RNA of Cryptococcus deneoformans JEC21, 1241 nucleotides long. RefSeq lists its product as hypothetical. Lineage: Eukaryota; Fungi; Basidiomycota; Tremellomycetes; Tremellales; Cryptococcaceae. The record is from RefSeq and is a predicted model, not a curated record. The transcript has 3 exons. The coding region runs from base 28 to 972 and encodes 314 amino acids.
AGGCAUCACAUCCUCAAUCCCAUUAACAUGUUAGAAGACGACCUCUUAGCCCGCUUCGCAGCGCUUCGAGCACCACAAACACCACCAGACGACCCUUCAUCGUCAACCGCCCAGCCGAGCGGAAGCGUCGAAGAACAAGCACGCAAGAAACAGGAAGAAGAUGAAGAAGUUGAGCGAAUAGCCAAUGGGAUGCCCAGUACAUCCCUUUUGGAAAGUAACACGGAUAGAGAGGAUGAGGAUGAAGAGCUGGUGAAGCGGAUGGCUAGGCUUAGAGGGGACAUCGAAACGAGUGUAGAUCGUGAUGAUGAUGCAGAUGUGGAAGCAUUUCUGGAGAGUCUUAAGUCUGGUCCUCCCAAUAACGCUCUGGGGGACGAACCUGAUGAAAAGAUAAUCACCCGAGCAUUUGCUCAAGUACGUGCAAAACGUCGAAAUUCUGCUACCUCGGAAGAAGGGGAGGAAGGCGGUCCAACGGAAGAAGAGAUCCUUGCUCAAGCGUUAGACGAAGCCAGAUUAGAGCAUUCGCCAUCUCCUACAGAUCCAGGGGAUAAUAAGGACGAGAUAGGGGGUAAUGAGGACGAGAUACCCGGGGUUGCUUUCCCUUCUUUGCCCAGCCAUGCACCGCAAGAAGCGGACAUGAACGACGGCGUCGAUGAGGAAACACGGCAAAAACUAAAUCUUUUACUCGGUCUUACUUCUCCGACUCUGAAAGGACCAACCCUCCCUUCCGCACCAAAAAAUCUGCCGAGUAUUCACAAGUAUGACCUGCCAGGGUACGACUCAACCAGAGACGAGGCUGUCGAUACGUGGUGCUGUAUAUGCAAUCGAGAUGCGUCGCUACAGUGCUUAAGCUGUGAUGGCGAUCUUUAUUGUGAAGAGUGCUGGAAAGAGGGACAUGGUAAUGGGGAUGGUCAGGAGAAAGGGCAUAGAGUAAAGAGGUUUGCCUGGGGUGGACGGCAUCCUCUGGCAACGUGAUUUGCACAGUCACCAACGGGGAAACGUCAUUUUCAAACCAUGGCCCCUCGUAUAUUUUCUUUCGCCGCUGUAAGCUUUCUUUGGCCAUGCCGCCAAUCUGAUAAAUAGAUGUAAGCAAUCGAGAUGGGUCGUUGCAAUGUUUUUGCUGUGAUGGUUUUUAUCGUGCAGAAAUCCGGGAAGAGGGUUAUAAUGGUCAAGACGGGUAUGAUGCAAAAAGGUUACUGUAACCUCUUUGAUAACGCGAAACGUGAAAUGAAAAAGUACAUGGA